Molecule: messenger RNA, 711 nt
Organism: Asparagus officinalis (garden asparagus)
Lineage: Eukaryota; Viridiplantae; Streptophyta; Magnoliopsida; Asparagales; Asparagaceae
Product: myb-related protein Zm1-like
Exons: 3
Coding region: 340-711 (123 amino acids)
Source: RefSeq, a predicted model, not a curated record
CAGCCAUUCAAUCCUAAAAGUGAAGGCCCCCUUCAUCUAACAGCAUCAAUCUACGAUAAGACCACUCAAGAGAAUCUGCACCAUUUUCAAAUUUUGGUGCCAUGUACUAUUAUCUUUCACCAAUUAGGACAAUUACUCCAUAUUAUCUUUGUAAAAAAUUAUGGUAUCUUCCCUCCCUUUAGUCCUAUAAAUAGAGUUCUUUGUGUAUAAGUGUUUGGUGAGGGGAAGUGAAUAGGCCAUUAUCAUCAAUCAAACUCUGUCUCCCUCUAUAUAAGUUCUCAGGUCUUUGAGUUUUGCAACCAGAAGCAAUAACAAGUCCCUUUACUGCAGUCUGUAAAAAUGGGCCGAGGCAGAGCUCCCUGCUGUGCAAAAGUGGGACUCAACAAGGGCUCGUGGACUCCAGAGGAGGACAUGCGGCUCAUUGCCUAUAUUCACAAGUACGGCCAUGGCAACUGGCGAGCUCUCCCGAAAUUUGCAGGGCUUCUGAGAUGUGGAAAGAGCUGCAGACUAAGGUGGAUCAAUUACCUUAGACCUGAUAUAAAGCGUGGUAACUUUACCAAAGAGGAGGAGGAUACCAUUAUCAAGCUCCACGGAUUACUAGGAAACAAAUGGUCUAAGAUUGCAUCUUGCCUACCGGGUAGAACUGAUAAUGAGAUCAAAAACGUGUGGAACACCCACUUGAAGAAAAGAUUGGUCUUGCCUACCGGGUAG